AUGCCUCUGACCUGUUUCUAUUGCAAAUCUGGAGAAAGCUGUUUCCACAACCUCCCCCAGAUCUGCUCCUCUCCCCAGGACGCCUGCAUCAUCGUUCAAGAACACAACACGCUCGGUGACAUGUGGAAUGGAGGCACGUACCAGUCCUGCGCCGACUCCCGCCAGAGCCUCACGGGCUUCCUGGCUUUUUACUUCGGGGCCACACUGACCGUGGAGAUCAGGUCGGAAAUUUGCAAGACCAACGACUGCAACGCCCAUUUAAUGCCCAUCAGGCAGGCUAUCAGCAACAUCCGCAAUGGCCUGCAAUGCCCGGCCUGCUACGCCCCGGGCUUUGAGAGCUAUGAGAGCAACGAGAGCUUGCGCUGCACUGGAGGUGCUGACCAAUGUGCUGUUGUCGUCGGGAUGCUCGCGCAAGGUGGUGUCGCGAUCCCGUUUGCAGGCCGGGGCUGCGCUACCCGGGCGGCCUGCGGCAUCAAGACGCUGGAAUCGGGGGUGUUCACCUACAAACUGACCAAUGUCCAAUGCAGCCCAGCGCCCAAAGCGCAGACCAGCAGCGCCGCCCGGACUCUGGCCUGGGGUCCCUUCACCCUGGGCGGCAUCGUCCCCCGGGUCCCCCUUUUCCUCCCUGCCCUUCUGGGGCUAUGCCUCUGCUAAUGCCCCAUCUGCAUGACUGGCCACUCCCCAGGCCAUUGGUGUCAUAGUAUAACCGAUGCACUCGGCCUUUUUUGUC
Molecule: messenger RNA, 730 nt
Organism: Trachemys scripta elegans
Lineage: Eukaryota; Metazoa; Chordata; Testudines; Emydidae
Product: phospholipase A2 inhibitor and Ly6/PLAUR domain-containing protein-like
Exons: 4
Coding region: 1-654 (217 amino acids)
Source: RefSeq, a predicted model, not a curated record